Messenger RNA from Dichotomopilus funicola, 939 nucleotides. RefSeq lists its product as uncharacterized. Lineage: Eukaryota; Fungi; Ascomycota; Sordariomycetes; Sordariales; Chaetomiaceae. The coding region runs from base 1 to 939 and encodes 312 amino acids. Gene Ontology annotation, cellular component: membrane. The record is from RefSeq and is a predicted model, not a curated record. The transcript is spliced from 3 exons.
AUGGAGAACGGCGAGCCUGUCGAAGGGAGCAUCUGGUUCUACGCCCCGACCAAGGGCGCGCCGAUUCCCUUUGCCGUGAUCUUUGGGCUAUCCACCGCCCUCCACCUCUGGCAGUGCGCCCGCUACAAAUCCUGGAAAGUCACCGCCUACCUCCCCUUCUGCGCCGCCAUCUUCACCGCCGGCUUCGCCUGCCGCGAAGUCGGCGCCUUCGACUACACCAACAUCAACAUCUACAUCGCCUCCACCCUCCUCGUCUACAUGUCCCCGCCCAUCCUCGAACUCGCCAAUUACCACAUCCUCGGCCGCACCCUCUACUACGUCCCCUACUUCUCCCCCAUCCACCCCGGCCGCGUCCUCACCACCCUCGGCACGCUCUCCGCUAUCGUCGAGGUCCUUAACGGGUUGGGCUUGGCGGUUAUCACCCUGUUUUAUACCCUCGCCGGCGUCUUCCACUACCGGUGCGUGCGCGCUGGCGUGGCCCACCCGCGCGUAAAGGGGGUUCUGUACUCGCUGUACGUGAGCAUGCUGCUCAUCCUAGCGCGAACCAUCUACCGUGCAGUCGAGCACUUCGCCGCGCCAGCCUCUAGCGCAACCACGGUCAACAUCCACGACCUCAGCCCCAUCCUGCGGUACGAGUGGUUCUUCUGGGUGUUUGAAGCCAGUCCCAUGCUGGUGAAUGUACUGUUGUGGAAUGCGCGCCAUCCGCUGCGGACUGGGGGUGGGCUGCCGUCGAAUCAUAAGAAGUAUUUGGCGCAGGAUGGGACUACGGAGUUGGAUGGGCCGGGGUGGGCGGAUAAGAGGAAUUUGGUGAUGACGGUUAUUGAUCCGUUUGGGUUGGUGGCGGUUUGUGAGAGGGAUCGGAAGGGCGAGCCGUUUUGGGAGGAGAAUGGGUUUCAUCAUUUGUUGGGGGGGAAGAGUGGUACCGGGCAGAAUGUGUAA